Molecule: messenger RNA, 3885 nt
Organism: Tachysurus vachellii
Lineage: Eukaryota; Metazoa; Chordata; Actinopteri; Siluriformes; Bagridae
Gene: stat1a
Product: signal transducer and activator of transcription 1a
Exons: 26
Coding region: 213-2558 (781 amino acids)
Biological process (GO): regulation of cell population proliferation; cell surface receptor signaling pathway via JAK-STAT; type I interferon-mediated signaling pathway
Molecular function (GO): RNA polymerase II cis-regulatory region sequence-specific DNA binding; DNA-binding transcription factor activity, RNA polymerase II-specific
Source: RefSeq, a predicted model, not a curated record
GUCGUGUUUGGCUGAUUCCGGUAAAGGUACCGAGGGUGCGCGAGACCUCACUGUGAACCGGGGGUGCACGCGGAUCGGGAGUUACAUGUGAUUUAACGGUGUUAAAGGGCUCGAGGUUCCGCCGCGAGUGUGUGUGUGUGUGUGUGUGUGUGUGAGUGACGCCGAGCAGCAGACCUGCAGACUGUAGCUGUGGCGUGAGACGAAUCUCCAAGAUGAGUCAGUGGCUCGAGCUGCAGCAGCUGGACUCCACUUUCCUGGAACAGGUGGACCAGCUCUAUGAUGACAACUUCCCCAUGGCCAUCCGCCAGUACCUCAGCAACUGGAUCGAGAGCCACGACUGGGACCACGUGGCCAACGUGGAGAACGAGUCACUGGCUCGAGUGCGGUUCCAUGACCUUCUGACCCAGCUGGACCACCAACACAGCCGUUUUGCCAUGGAGAAGGACUUCCUGAAUCAGCACAACAUCCGCAAGAUUAAACGCAACCUGCAGACUCUGUUUGGGGACAACCCUGUCUCAAUGGCCAUGAUCAUCAGCAAGAACCUGACUGAGGAGAGGAAGAUUCUGGCAGCUGCACAAAUCUCUGAGAACCCGACACAUAACGCCCAGAGCGACAUGAUGAUCGAGAAACAGAGAGAGCUGGACAGCAAGGUGAAGGACAUCAAGACCAAAGUUCAGGAAACAGAGCAGAAUAUUAAGAACCUGGAGGAUCUGCAGGACGAACAUGACUUCAAGAGCAAGACUCUGCAGAAUCAUGAGGAGCUGAAUGGAACAAUAUCGAGGGAGGAACUGAAUCGUGAGAAACUCUACCUCAAAGCCAUGUUUGUGAAACUCAACAAUAUGAGAGGGGUGGUGGUGGGCCAAAUGUCAGAAGUUCUAAACCUGAUCGAGCAGCUGGAGUACGAGCUGAUAUCAGUGGAGCUGUCUGAAUGGAAACGACGCCAGCAGAUGUCCUGCAUCGGAGGACUCACCAACGUCUGCCUCGAUCAGCUGCAGAACUGGUUCACAGCAUUGGGUGAGUGUCUACUGCAGGUUCAUCAGCAGUUGAAGAAGCUGUUGGAGCUUGAGCAGAAAUACUCCUACCACCAGGACCCCAUCAACCUGAGCCGGGUAUCGCUGGAGGACCGUGCGGCCAUACAGCUUAAAACGCUGAUCACCAAUUCUAUGGUUGUAGAGAGACAGCCUUGCAUGCCUACACAACUGCAGAGGCCACUGGUGCUAAAGACUGGGGUUCUGUUUACUCUCAAAGUCAGAUUACUGGUGAAACUCCCAGAAUUUAACCACACAGUUCGAGUAAAGGUGCACUUGGAUAAAGAUGUGACAGAGAAGAGAAAGGGUUUCCGGAAGUUCAACAUCCUCGGGACGAGCAUGAAGGUGAUGAACAUGGAGGAGUCGAUCGGGAUGGCUGCUGAAUUCAGACAUCUGCAACUGAAAGAGCAGAAAGUAGCAGGGAACAGGACCAACGAGGGUCCACUGAUCGUCACUGAAGAGCUCCACUCUUUCACAUUUGAAGCAGAACUCUGCUGGUCAGGACUCAUCAUCAACUUUGAGACGUCAUCUCUUCCUAUUGUGGUGAUUUCCAACGUCAGCCAGCUGCCAUGUGGUUGGGCCUCCAUCAUGUGGUACAACAUGUUGACCUCUGACCCUAAGAAUCUGGCGUUCUUUGUGAACCCGCCCGCGGUGAGUUGGGGUCAGCUGUCUGAGGUGCUGAGUUGGCAGUUCUCCUCCAUCACUAAGCGAGGACUGAACACCGAGCAGCUGAACAUGCUGGGACACAAACUACUGGGACCAAAAGCAUCCAAAGACCCCGAGGCUCAGAUUCCCUGGAAUAAGUUCUGUAAGGGAGGCAGUGAAAAGAACUUCACCUUCUGGUUGUGGAUCGAAGGAGUCCUGGACCUGAUCAAGCGACACCUCCUGAGCCUGUGGGAUGAUGGGUGCAUUAUGGGAUUUGUGACUAAGGAGCGCACUAAGGCCCUGCUCAGUGAUAAAGCUCCUGGAACUUUCCUGCUGCGCUUCAGUGAGAGUAAUCGAGACGGCGCCAUCACCUUCAGCUGGGUCGAACACACCCCCAACGGUGAGCCGCAGGUGCGCUCAGUCGAGCCCUACACGAAGAAGGAGCUCUCUGCCGUCUCUCUGGCUGACAUCCUCAGAAACUACCGAGUGAUGGCUGCUGAAAACGUCCCUGAGGACCCGCUGCGCUUCCUGUAUCCCAGCACACCCAAAGACGACGCCUUCUGCAAAUAUUACUCCAAACCUACUGACAAACAUGAGCCCAUGGACGUGGACAAGAAAUCAGACGAUUAUAUCAGAACUACACUGAUCUCUGUCUCUGAAAUGGAAAACCAAAGAAAACGCCUCCUCGGCAGUGAAUUCCUACACGAGAGCCCGGGCUGGUCUCCUCAACAGCAAGUGACAUCAAAUCAACAUGAACAGAAAACCUCAGAGUAUAACGACAUCAUGAUGCCGCUCUCGCCCGAGGUGUACGGAGAACUGGAGCGCAUGACUCGGGACCUGACCGGAGAACUCGGAGAGCUGUGCUGCAGCCUUCCUAACGAGUGACGCACGGACGGACGGAGCCGAGACCUUCACCCGUCGUCUCGACCUACAGAACGAACGAGGACGAGAGCACCUGAGCUGUAAUCUAACUUUUAUAUAAAAAAGGCUUAUUUUAAAGCACCUUACAUGUUAAUAGCACUCACCUGCUGCUGAUGCACUUUUCCUCUCGCUUUAGAAACUAGACACAAGGUAUUAUAUCCGUGUCGUCCAGCUGUGUGCCUUUUGUUGUUUUUACACUGUAUUAGAACAGUAAGAAUCUAUAUAUUUUCAUCAGGGAAAGUCAGUCACUGUAAAUUUAAAUCGUCCUGUAAGGCAGCAGAGGCAAAGGGACGCGACCCCACACGCUGCCUCGACUCGUCCACCUACGCCACGUUCGUCCGGACGCUCCGUAACGUUUCGCAGCGUUAUUUUAUCACCACACCACAAGAUGUUCACGUUACUGCGUCCACUCCCAUGACCCCUUACAGAUUUCUCCCCACUGCUGUUUGUGAAAGAAACAAAAUCCCAAAACAACAAAAGAAACUUUUGAAAAGCUUUGCUUUUAUUUGAUGUUUUGUUUGAAACAAAGUGCUCAGCUUCAGCAGCAACACAACUGACUGAACAGCGUAACAGGAAGCAUACAAACAAACAUGUGCAUAUUGAUCUUUAUAUGAAGAACAUGUGUGUAAUAUAAUAUAUAUGAGAUACAUUCAGUCCUAAACGUAGCCUGUGAUUGGACAGAGUGCAGCGUGUCAUUAGAUUAGAUUCAGUUUGUGAACUGUCUGAUUGGAUGUUGUUAGAAAUACCCUGGCGACUCUUUUCCUCUCCUGCAGCAACUCUGUCAUGAACACAAAGCUUCUUGUGCUACAGUUUGUUUGUUUUUUCAUACUAGAGGUUUUUUGCAGUAUAUGUGUGAUAUUAAUGCUUUUCCAGCCUGGAUACACUUAAUAAAAAAAGAAUAAGAGGAGGUACAACGGUGUAAAGACAAGCUGCAGUGUCUCCAAAAUCACGGUCACAAUAUAUUUAUAUCAAAAAUAAUAAAUAAACAAACAAACAAACAAAUAAAUAAAUACAUAAAUAUUCGGUAACAAUUAAGAUUCAAUCUACAGACAAAAGGUGCUGAUACUUUUGGAAACCAGGAGAGCGAGCGCGAGCACACACCCACCCACCCACACACACCCACCCACACGACUGUAGAUCUGUAUGUGUGUGUGUGUGUGUGUGUGUUAGUGUGUGUUAAUGCUGCAGAAAUGCACACAAUCGGACACCGGUGUAUCCAGGCUGAGAAAUAUAUUGUGAGCUUUCAGUUUCAAUACAUUGGAUUCAAUAAAUAAAUAAAUAAUGAAACAAA